AUGUCAUUUAGUAUAACUCCGUUCAAGUUUUACAAUCGAAAAAUUUUACGUCCGAUUACGAACGAUUGUGUUGUUGAAGUCUCAAGCAAGGAUCAUGAAAAUGCCAGUACUAUGCCUCCCUCUGCUUCUGCUAGGAAACGCUCAUUUUCCGUCAGUCCGGAUGUCAAGAAAAAAUUGAAACUGCCUGAAAACAACGCUGACGCUGAUUUAAAUUGUUUUAGUUAUUGUUUUAAUGAUAAUGAUGUUUGCCUACAUAGCGUUCCUAAAGUUAAAAAGAGAUGUGCCUAUUCCAGGACUGGCCGUCUAUUCCAAGGUUCCAUCAUCAACAAGUUGAAUGCUGCGUCAACAACAAAUUCAUCAAAAAAUAGGAAAUGUGACUCCAGUUUCGACAAAGGUGCUGUUGACAAAAGUUGCAAGGUAAAAUGCAGACAAAUGGCUCUAGAUUUUGGUCAGAAACUCAAAGAGCCCAAGCAGUGUUCAGUUUGUGGGUUGACCUACAAUGAAAUACAGCCUUCAGAUGAUCUCUUCCAUACCAAAUUUCAUAAAAAUUUCUUAUCAGCUCUAAAGUUUAAUGUCACAUCAAGGCAUAGAAUUGUACAAAACCUACCAGAUGGUGAAAUAAUUGUGAUGGUUCUUGAGUCUGAUAAAUCUUCAAUGUUAAAAGUUGAGCAAAUUAGAAAACAUGUGGAUGUUGAUUUGGGCUUUGUACUUAAUGAACAAUCCAAUAACCCUUUCAAGGGAUUCAGAAUGGUUGACUCUCCAAAAGACGAGCUACAACAGGUAAACAGAAACAUUAGCAACAGUAAUAGCAAUAACACUAACAACAAUAAUGAUGUCACUAGCAUUAAGAAUGACACUAACAAUGAUAGCAAGCACAAUGGCAGUGUUUAUGAUGACAGCAGAAAUGUUCACAAUCAGCAACCUUAUUGCUGCAGCACAAUAUCUGAACCUGUGAGAUGCGGCAUUAGCAGGAUAUGGGUCUCAAAAUCUGACAGAAGGAAAGGUGUGGCCACCAGAUUGCUCAAUUCAGUUAGAGGGCACUUUUCAUUGGGCAACCCACUAACAAAACAGCAGAUUGCAUUUUCUCAUCCGACCCCAGAUGGCAUCUGCUUGGCCACCGCCUACACUGGCUCUCCACACUUUCUUGUCUACAGAAACUGA
Messenger RNA from Helobdella robusta, 1161 nucleotides. RefSeq lists its product as hypothetical. Gene Ontology annotation, biological process: mitotic sister chromatid cohesion. Gene Ontology annotation, molecular function: protein-lysine-acetyltransferase activity. Bases 1 to 1161 code for a protein of 386 amino acids. NCBI's taxonomy places the organism in Eukaryota, Metazoa, Annelida, Clitellata, Rhynchobdellida, Glossiphoniidae. The record is from RefSeq and is a predicted model, not a curated record. The transcript is spliced from 7 exons. Gene Ontology annotation, cellular component: nucleus; chromatin.